AUGUUCGACUUCAUGGCGCUUGAGCUUUUUGACGAGUCGCUGGGCUGCCUUGACGAUGGAACGUAUCAUCCUUGGGUAGAUAUGCUCUUUGGCUCGAUCAAAGCGUGGGCAUUCCUUAGCCUAUCUGAAUAUUUCCCGGCUUUGUUCUGGAUCAUCACACCUGCAGUCCGCAUUUUGCGCCGUGAUCUACUCCGCCAUCGGAACACAAAGUUUGCUUCCAUCGCUUCCAAAGUCUCCGGGAAAAGGGAGCCCGAACCAGGUCGUCGUACUUUUGACACUUAUAUUCAGGAAAGCAAAAAUCCUCAGUCCUCCCUCUUCAUAGAGGAGAUCUUGCCUAACUAUAGUUUUAUCAUGAUGGCGGGCAGCGAGACCACGGCCACCCUUUUAUCCGGCUGCACGUUCUUCAUUCUGAGACAUCCAGAUGUCUAUAAGAAGCUCGCCGCCGAAAUUCGACUCGGCUUCUCCUCUCCCUCGGAAAUGACGUUCUCAUCACUAGUUGGCAUGUCAUACCUACAAGCUACGCUUCAGGAAGCGUUGCGUAUGUACCCGCCUCUGCCGCUAGGCAUGCCGCGUGUAGUGCCGAGCGGGGGCGCCGUUGUUUCAGGGCACCUCGUGCCGGAAAACACAACAGUGGCCGUUGCUUCAUGGGCGACAUACCAGUCUUCGUCCAACUUUAAAGAUCCCCAAUUGUUCUUUCCCGAGCGCUGGCUAAAUACAUUUCGAGGAACCGAUAAUAUUGAAGGCGCUAUGCAAGCCUUUUCAUUGGGCCCGCGGGGGUGUCCGGGAAAGAGUCUGGCUUUGGCGGAGGCAAGCCUGGUUCUUGCACGAUUGAUUUGGACCUUCGACUUAGAACUGUCACCUCAAUGCUUUAACUGGGCAGAUCAACGAGCCUAUAUAAUUUGGGACAAGGGGCCACUUCUGGUCAAACUAACGCCACGCCGUUGA
This is a messenger RNA of Penicillium egyptiacum, 945 nucleotides long. Lineage: Eukaryota; Fungi; Ascomycota; Eurotiomycetes; Eurotiales; Aspergillaceae. The record is from the annotation of a GenBank genome assembly.